Molecule: messenger RNA, 5441 nt
Organism: Xyrichtys novacula (pearly razorfish)
Lineage: Eukaryota; Metazoa; Chordata; Actinopteri; Labriformes; Labridae
Source: the annotation of a GenBank genome assembly
ACGACAGAUUACGCAUGCUCAAACCGGCUCGUUUACCCUCGAAGUACAAUCCCACUUGUAGCCGUCUGUGUGCCCUCACCUUCAGCCAUCUUAACCAUGUUGGGUGCCGUGGGACGGAGCUGCAGCGGGGCACUGAAGGCUGUGAAGCCCGGGAUCAACUCUUUAAACACUAUCAGCGGCACACAUGCAGCUCUGUCACUGAGUAAGUGGAAACACCGACUGUCAGCGUUUAAUGUUAGUCUUUGCAUGUUGUUACUUAAACAUAUACAUGCUGUGUGAUUCAGGCCCCGAAAUAAGCAUUAAGUUUCCCCAUUCAUUUGCCAUAAGUAUGCCCCUAUUCUCUGAAAGCAGUUAAAACAAGAGAUAAACAGAAACUUGUGCACUUGAUACUUUGAUCAUAUCCCGGAGCUUAAAUCAUGUCUUGAACCAUUGUGUCAGUGAAUGACCUUUCCAAGUACCUUAGUGCAAGUCAGUGUCCCUCACACACCUCCUGAAAGAACUUUUAACCAGCGAGCAAGUAGCAACAAAAUAUCAGCAAUGCUAUCUUUAAGCAGAGCAUUAGAAAAAAUAUCUGUAUAACUGUGAUAACUUGAGCUCACGUUGCAUUCAAAGCUGAUAAAUCUAUGUAUAUUUUGAUCCCUGUUUUUAUCUGUUUAAGAUGUUUUGAAUUUUAAAUCCAGUUGGUGUUUCGGUAUGUCAAAGACAACUUAACUCACAAAUCUAUUUCUGUCAUUGUCCUUUCUCUGUCUCUGUCCUUGCAGGCAGGAGUUAUGCUGCCCCAGCUGCUAAGGCAGGCCUGGCCAAUGGCCGCAUAGUCGCUGUUAUUGGUGCUGUUGUUGAUGUCCAGUUCGAUGAAGGCCUUCCUCCUAUCCUCAAUGCACUGGAGGUGCUGGGCCGGGAGAGCCGGCUGGUGCUUGAGGUGGCACAGCAUCUGGGCAAGUUUGCUUAAAUGAUACUAAUGUACAAACACUGUUGAUGAAAUAAUGUUUGGAUGUCUUUAAAAAACCUACUAACAGUGUCUUUGUUGUCUUCUCAGGUGAAAACACAGUCCGGACUAUCGCUAUGGAUGGCACAGAGGGGUUGGUCCGGGGUCAGCAGGUUCUGGACACUAGAGCUCCUAUCAGGAUCCCUGUGGGCCCUGAGACCCUGGGUAGGAUCAUGAAUGUCAUUGGAGAGCCCAUUGAUGAGAGGGGUCCAAUCAGCACCAAACAGUGAGUGUGAAGGAGAUGAUCAUCAUGCUUCGGUUAUGUUUUUCUUCAUGUCAACAAAUCUUGGCUCAUGACUGAUAUCAACAUGAAAAAAAACAAAACAUUGUGCUGUUUUCAGAAAAUAGAAUAAAAUGUACAGUUACAAUUGACUACCCUGGCUCUCUAUAGAAUUUGUUUACAGUAAGAAAAAUAAUCCCAAGCAUGUCGCUGUCUAAGCAGUAUAUUUAUUGUCUUGCAGGACUGCUCCUAUCCACGCUGAAGCCCCUGAGUUCACAGACAUGAGUGUGGAGCAGGAGAUCCUGGUCACUGGUAUCAAAGUGGUAGAUCUGCUGGCACCCUACGCUAAGGGCGGAAAGAUUGGUUGGUGGACUGUGUGACACCUUAGAUUUCAUGAUAUUCGGCAUUAGCAAUUGCUUUGAAAUUAAUCGUUGCGUUCUUUUAGGCCUGUUUGGCGGUGCUGGUGUUGGCAAGACUGUGUUGAUUAUGGAGCUGAUCAAUAAUGUGGCCAAGGCUCAUGGUGGUUACUCAGUGUUUGCUGGAGUGGGCGAGCGAACCCGUGAAGGAAAUGACUUGUACCAUGAAAUGAUUGAGUCUGGCGUCAUUAACCUUAAAGACACCACCUCAAAGGUAACACCCAAAAUGACCUACUUGGUUUUAAAAACAAAAGUAGACUCUCUUUGCCUUUUUAAUGAUUUGAACUGUGUUGAUAAAUUUAGUGCAAAGAAAUCAUCCUUGUCUGGAUUUUUUAGGUAGCUCUGGUGUACGGCCAAAUGAAUGAGCCUCCAGGUGCCCGUGCCAGAGUCGCUCUAACUGGUUUGACUGUUGCUGAAUACUUCCGUGAUCAGGAGGGCCAGGAUGUACUUCUUUUUAUUGACAACAUCUUCAGGUUUACCCAAGCUGGAUCUGAAGUGAGCAGUAGAUUUUGUCAUUGUUCAUUAACAUGUACAAAAUAAUGCUUUUUCUGCUCUUAUGUCUGGGUUUUGUUAUCUUUCAGGUGUCUGCUUUGUUAGGUCGUAUCCCCUCUGCUGUGGGUUACCAGCCCACCCUGGCCACUGAUAUGGGGACAAUGCAGGAGAGAAUUACCACCACCAAGAAGGGCUCCAUCACCUCAGUACAAGUGAGAGGACAAAAUAACCUAUCCCAGAGUCAGCACAGCCUUGUUUUUCUAGUUUAUUCUCACUACCCAUGCUCUGUUUGCUACAGGCCAUCUAUGUACCAGCUGAUGAUUUAACAGACCCCGCUCCUGCUACAACUUUUGCUCACUUGGAUGCAACAACGGUGCUGUCCAGAGCUAUUGCUGAGCUUGGAAUCUAUCCUGCUGUGGACCCCCUGGAUUCCACCUCUCGUAUCAUGGACCCUAAUAUUGUGGGGUCUGAACACUAUGAUGUUGCACGUGGUGUGCAGAAGAUUCUUCAGGCAAGCCUAGUGUUGGAUUUUACAAAUUCGGAGUGGCUGUCAACAAUUUUACUAAUCUAAAAAUUGAACUAAUACACAAUUUCCCCCUUUUUUCUUCUCUUUUUAGGACUAUAAGUCACUGCAGGACAUCAUUGCCAUUCUUGGUAUGGAUGAACUGUCCGAGGAAGACAAGCUAACUGUAGCUCGUGCUCGUAAGAUCCAGCGUUUCUUGUCACAGCCCUUCCAGGUAGCAGAGGUCUUCACUGGUCACUUGGGGAAACUGGUCCCUCUGAAGGAAACAAUCAAAGGCUUCCAGAGCAUUCUGGGAGGUAGGGUGUUGCACCAACUUUAAAAACAAAAACUAUUACUUAUGUGAGGAGCCUUGUGGGCAUUAAAAUAUACUUUUCUGUGUUCCAGGUGAAUAUGAUGCCCUGCCAGAACAAGCUUUUUACAUGGUGGGUCCAAUUGAAGAAGUUGUCCAAAAAGCUGAGAAACUUGCAGAAGAACACUCUUAAGUGAUUUCUUUCUAAGAUUUUACAACAUAAAUGUUUGUACAGUGAAUUUUCUAUGUGUGGUACUUCUAACCUCAUGUAAAGUAUGUUAUUGUGAAUUUAUUUCUCUCAGAGGGAAAAUAUUAAAGAUUAAAAUAAACAGUGAUAUUCAUUGUCAUGAUAUAUCAACAUGAGUGUGAGCAGGUCAGGGCAGAUACAUUUAAAUAAAAAAUAUUUGCUUUCAUAAAAAAUAUCUCACUAUGCUGGAGUUUAGCCCGUCAAGUGGCGAAGUUUCUUGUUUAACUCCCUUUCUUGUAUCAGAAGGUUGCUGCUGUGCUCCUUGUAGGCUUCAAAAUCCUUAGAAUAAACAAAAGAACAAAAUAUAUUCAUUAUAUUUUCAGUUGUAUGUGGGUCAAAUACAGUAUCAAUUACUGUGAAAUUCAACCAACUUUUUUGAACUGGCAGUAUUUAGUUGUGGCUUCAUUCAGAGCAGACUGGAGAGACUUCACUUUUAAAUCUGCAUUAACAGUUUCUGCGUCCUUCUGAAACCUGCAGCAGCAUCAGAGACAAAUACAAGCAGACUGAUCAUACUCAUGGACAUUUUUCUUAGCAGUUGUACAUAGUGUAUACUUACCUGUCCUCUGCUUUGGCCCUGGUCUUUUUCUCCUCUUUCAAUUUCAACCCUAGCUGGUGGAUUUCCUCUUGCUUCUCCUGUACAUGAGACAAAUCGUGGUGCUCAGUAAGGGUUUAUCUGCUUUGGCUUGGUAUUCUGGAGAGAACAGUGAUUUAGAUCACCUGUAUCAGUUUUCCUCUUUCCAUGGACAGGUUUAAUAAUUUGUCCUUCUCUUUGUUGAGGCUUGUUAUACUUUCUUUCAUUUGGAUUUCUCUCUGAGUAAGCUCUUCUUCAGUCUUCUGUAGCUUCAGCUUGAGGUCUAAUCAUAAUAAAAGGGAAGAAAUGAACCAACAUCUGCCAUUUUUUACUGUCCAACAGAGAAAACUGUUGACUUCUCACCUUCACACUGGUCAGCAGUGUCUCUUUGCUGUUGCUGAGCGUCAUGCAGUUGAGCAAGUAGCAUUGCCUCUUUGGCCUGGUGCUGGCUUGCUUGUUCUUGGAGAUUUGACUGGCACUCUGCUAGUUUCUCCCUUCAACAUAGAGUUUACAGAAUUGAAGUUGUCAGUGCUACAGAAGAAGGAAAACUUGGGCUGCGACCUGUGGUUAUUCAAAUUUUCAUACAUUCGCUGAUUACAAUUUGCAAAGGGGGAUCUAAACUUCUUUAACAUGCUAAAACCUGGCACUUUAAGUGACAUUACUAAUAGUUUAACAGCUGAAACAAAUUUGGAAUAACACACAAACGGCAAAUCCUUAUGCAACUGUAACUGGAGUCAGUGAGUUGGUAAUUAAACUGGAUAUACUGCUUAGGAGUUAAAAAAUAUUUACUGUUAAACUCACAAUUAUUGUCUUACCGGUAUUCAUUCUCUUUAUUUGUGUGUUUCUCUGUCAGCAGUUUGAUAUCUUGCAUUAGCUUUUGAACAAGCGUGUCUUUAUCUUGUAACUGCUGAGAGAAGAGUGUGUCAUUUUCAGCCUGUAGCUUUUUGUUUUCCUGCUUCAGAAGGCCGUUUUGCUUUUUGUACUCAUCCAUGAAAGUAAUAAUUGCUUGAUUGUUGCUUGAUAAAUCCAUAAAUCUCUUCUCUGUUAGAUCUGCCUUCUUCCUUUUGUUCUCCAGCUCUGUCUGGCAAUCUUUCAUGCAGCACUCCAGCUCUUGGUUGAUUUUUUGAAGGGCUUCACAUCGAAGAAGCAGCUCAUCUGCUCUGUGCUUCAGCAUGCUGAUCAGACUUGACUGUUCAUCUAGUCUGGACCGCAGCAUCCCAGUCUCUGUUGAAUCUUCUGCGGAGAGGCUUCGUAGUUUUCCCAGUGUCCUCUGAAAAUCGUCCAAGUGCUGAAAACAGGCAAGAGACCAAUGUUAAAAAAUGGGCACCUGCAGCUUCAUGGCAUAAUGAUGCUGUGUGGGACUAGGGCUAAAUUGGGGGGGUGUUCAUAACUGACAUUACAAAGUGUUUAAACAACUUAAAGGGAUAUUCAAAUGUAAAAUUAAUUUAGGGUCAAACAUACUGUAACACCAAGUUAGACCCCCCCUCGAGAGAUGAAUGUUGCCGACCGCUUGCUCCUCUAGUUAAACCAACUUUUGAAAUGACCGCACGAUAGCAAUACACAGCGGUCUGAGGAGCCAUACACAAACCUCAACCAAAACGCCACUCUAUCGCCACAAAUAAUGCUCAGAACAGCACCUAACUUCAUCAACAGUUCAUAUAGGGUCCCAGCCAUAGCACUAGCCACCAAACAUCUUUU